GGUAUUAAAAACAUAAAUAAGCACGUGCAGCAUUAAGAAAAAUAGGAAUUUUUAAAUUAAAAGUAAUUUCCAAGUAAUGCUAUUAAUAUCGAGGCUACUCACAAACAUAAAGGCAGGACGCCUAACAACCAACAGCCUAUUGUCAACAAAACCAGCAAAAGGAUUUGCAGCCGCCAUGUCUGAAGCGUUGGACAAAUUGGAACAGGAACAAGAAAAAAGACGCCAACAAAAGGAAGAAGCUAUUGAAACUACCAAAGAAAUGAAACAAUUAAAGCGAAAUCUUAAACGCCGAAAGUGGGUUGACUGGAAGACCGAAGACGAAGAAAGGGGCGAUGUAAAACGGCCACCUUUUAAUCCUGCCGAUAGAAUUAAAAGAAAAAAGACCGCUAUAUUAUUGGCAUAUUCGGGUGCCAAUUAUUUUGGCAUGCAAAGAAAUCCGGGAAUGGCGACCAUUGAAGAAGAACUUUUUAAGGCAAUGCUCAAAAACAAGUGGAUAACUGAUGAAAGUUUUGAUCAGGCCCAACUUUGCAUGUUUCAAAGAGCUGCCAGAACAGAUAAGGGUGUAUCGGCAGCGAGACAAGUUUGUUCCAUCAAGUUGCCCGAAGAUCUAGAUAUUAAGGCUUUGAAUGAGGACCUUCCUGAACAAAUUCGCUUAUUUGGCAUUGAACGUGUAACAAAGGGAUUCAAUGCCAAAGAUCAAUGUAAUGCUAGAACCUACACUUACACAAUGCCUAGUAUAGCAUUUGCCGAUUUUAAUGACAAAACACAAUAUGAGCAAUUUCGUCUCACAUCUGAGAGAUUAAAAAAAGCCCAGGAGGUAUUGGAAAUGUUUGAGGGGACUAAAAAUUUCCAUAAUUUUACAAGUCGGAAAAACUUUUUGGAUCCCUCUGCAAAACGAUUCAUAAUGUCAUUCACAUGUUCAGAACCAUUCCUAAGCCCCCAAGGUGUUGAAUUUGUAACGGUGAAGGUUAAAGGACAAAGUUUUAUGUUGCAUCAAAUACGAAAAAUGGUUGGCCUCAGCAUAGCCAUUGUACGUGGCCACACUGAGAUCGCCACAUUAGAAAGAGCCCUAACAGAGGAACGUUUAGAUCUACCCAUGGCCCCUGGCUUAGGUUUAGUGCUGGACACCGUGCAUUAUGAACGCUACAAUGAGCGUUAUGGCCAGGAUGGCAUACAUAAUCCGCUGACUUGGGAAAAGCAGGAAACGGAAAUACAAAAUUUUAUAGAAACCAAAAUAUUUGAUAACAUAUAUCGUACGGAGUGUGACCAAAAACCUUUGUUGGAAUGGCUGGAAACCUUACCCUUACAUUCCUAUGAUGCAAGAAGAGACGAUGCUGCUGGUACCGAGGGUAAGACAACAAAUAAGGACGAUGACAAUGAAGAAUGAAGGGUUUUAAAAGUUUCUCAAAUGCAAAAUAUAUAUUUUUUAUUUAAAAUAUAGCAAUAAAAAAUAAUUUCAAAAUAAAACAAACAAAAAUAUUUAAAAAGA
Stomoxys calcitrans (stable fly) is the source of this 1489-nucleotide messenger RNA. RefSeq names its product pseudouridylate synthase 1 homolog (gene Pus1). NCBI's taxonomy places the organism in Eukaryota, Metazoa, Arthropoda, Insecta, Diptera, Muscidae. Gene Ontology annotation, molecular function: pseudouridine synthase activity; RNA binding. The coding region runs from base 77 to 1387 and encodes 436 amino acids. Gene Ontology annotation, cellular component: nucleus. The transcript has 4 exons. Gene Ontology annotation, biological process: mRNA pseudouridine synthesis; tRNA pseudouridine synthesis. The record is from RefSeq and is a predicted model, not a curated record.